AUGGGAAAGCUUGUUGGUCUUUUCAAGGACUUAUUGUGUGAAAAACAUUGCGGUGAAAACUCGGAUGAGUUUCCACUUCCACACAGCACCUCUCAGCCAGGGUAUUUACGAGGCUGGAAACAGGUGCUGCUACGACGUUUUUUCAACAUUCUCCUGAGGAUCAUGUGCCUUGACGGUUCUCGAAUAUUUCACCACAUGGCCCUUGUAUAUUGGACACGUUUCAAGCAAUCAGGUGAACGGGAAAAGCUCGACUCGUCCAUCAAUUACGAUCGUGUUGCUCUGGAUCUUCGUCCUAAAGGACAUCCCUAUCGAUCCGAUGCACUCUGCAACCUUGCUAUUUCUCUUCGUGUGCGAUACAAGCAAUGGGGCCAAACGGAAGACCUAGAAGAAGCCAUCAACCUCGAGCGAGCCGCCCUGGUACUGCGCCCCGUGGGCCAUGCCGAUCGUCCUACCUCUUUGAACAACCUUGCAGUCUCACUGCACACUCGAUUUGAUGAGAAUGGAAGGACAGAAGACCUCGAAGAGGCAAUCAACUUGAACCGAGCCGCCCUAGAGCUCCGACCUGAAGGCCAUCCUGGUCGUUUUAUGUCUCUGGGCAAUCUUGCGAGUUCCCUACACACCCGGUUUUCGCAAUGUGGAAGAAACGAGGACCUUGAGGAUGCAGUGAGGCUGUUCCGGGGUGCCAUAGAACUGUGUCCCGAGAGUCACCCUGGUCGUUCUACGACCCUCAGCAUGCUCGCAUAUUCGCUACACACCCGAUUCUCGCAGCACGGGGCGAUUAGUGACCUUGAGGAGUCCGUAGAAUUAGAGCGAGCAGCCUUAGAACUUCGCAUCAAGGGUCAUUCUGAUCGAUCUAUGUCUCUGAAUAAUCUUUCGGUUUUCCUAGACACUCGAUUCUCGCAAUUUAGAAGGCUAGAGGAUCUUGAAGAGGCUAUCGAGUUGAAGCGAGCUGCCCUGGAACUCCUCCCAGAAGGCCAUCCUCUUACUUCUAUGUGUCUGAACAACCUUGCUGAUUCCCUGCACUCCCAGUAUCAGCAGCGUGGAGCGAUUAAGGACCUUGAGGAAGCAAUCGAACUGAACCGAACUGCUCUCAAGCUUCGCCCCGCGGGUCACCCUGAUCGUUUUAUGUCUUUAGGAAACCUUGCGUAUUCCCUGCAUACUCGAUUCUCGCAGUUCGGAAAGACUGAAGACCUUGAGGAGGCCAUCGUGCUAGAGCGAGCGACCGUGGAUCUUUGCCCCGAAGGUCAUCUCCAUCGAUGUACAUCUCUGAGCAACCUUGCAGCUUUCCUGCAGACUCGAUUCAUGCACAAUGGAAGGACAGAGGACCUCAAUGAAGCUGUUGAGUUGCACCGAGCCACCCUGGAACUGCGACCAAAAGGCCAUCCUGAUCGUUUUAUGUCGCUGGAUAAUCUUGCACAUUCUUUGCACACUCGAUUCUUCCAAUAUGAAAGGGUCGAAGACCUCCAUGAGGUUAUUGAAUUGGAGCGAGCCGCCCUGGAGGUCUGCCCCAAAGACCAUAUUCUUCGGUCUCUAUCUCUGAACAACAUUGCAGAUUCUCUACACACUCGAUACUUGCAGCACAGAAAGACCGAGGACCUCGAGGAGGCAAUCGAGUUGAACCGAUCCGCCUUCGAGCUUUACCCCGAAGACCAUUCCGAUCGUUCUUUGUCUCUAAGCAAUCUUGCAAAUACCCUGCGCACUCGAUUCGAGGAAAAAGGAGAGGUUGGGGAUAUUGAGGAGACAGUUCGACUGGACCGAGCCGCCUUGGAGCUCCGCCCGGAAGGCCAUACUCUUCGUUCCGCUUCACUAGAAAACCUCGCGAAUUCCUUAUAUGCUAAAACUAAGCGACAAUGGCGCACGGAGGACUUCGAGGAAUGGCUUGCAAGAACGCACGAUCAUGGGACUGGAUUCGCGGCAUACAAAGCAAUAAUGUCAUUGCUUCAACUUGCUCUCACCAUGAAUCCAACUCUGCGUGGACAACACGACCUCCUUCUCAGAAUCAGCGACUACAGAAUGCUCGCAUUGGAGGCGGCCUCCUACGCAAUAGAGAAAGAUAACUUGGAAAACACUGUUGAGAUUCUUGAGCAAGGCAGGGGCUUGCUCUGGGCGCAGUUGCGCGGUUUUAGGACUCCUCUGGAUCGACUUGCUGAAACAAAUGAAGAACUAGUCGACAGAUUCAGGAGAGUUAGUCGUCAAUUGGAGAACCUUGCAACGUCGCACGAAGCAUCAACGUUUGGAUCAACCAUGAGUAGAAGAGGGUCCCUUGCCCCGGACAUGCAAACUGUACUGAAGUCAUUUGACGAGCAGCUGAAGUUAAAGAGACAACUCUCAGAUGAACAAGAAGGGAUUAUCGGUAAAAUUCGACGAGUUCCAGGGUUCGAGAGUUUCCUUGCUACGACGCCAUUUGAAGAACUGAAGCGCGCGGCUUCAGAGGGUCCGGUUAUCAUAGUCAACCACUCUAAAUAUCGUUCCGAUGCCCUCAUUAUCCACUCCAGCGAUAACCCAACGGUUACUUGUAUUCCGAUAGAUGAGAAGUUCUACGAGGAAAGCAUUGCUUUGUGCGAUGAGCUCGUAGAAACACGCCGCCGACUUAGUCCUGAUUCGCUGGAAUAUGACGAGAAGCUCCGCGAAGCAAUGAAGACGCUAUGGUACAGAGUCGCCUCCAAAGUCGUCGUCAAACUGAAGGAGCUCGGGAUUGCCGAAGGAAGUCGUAUUUGGUGGUGUCCGACUUCGAUGUUGUCUGUCCUGCCUUUCCACGCCGCGGGACCAUUUGAGGAUGGUGUGGCACUGAGAUACUUAUGUGAUUAUUAUGUCUCCUCGUAUACUCCGACACUCGGAGCCCUCAUCAACGCGCGAAUAGGCGGUCACGAAGACGAACCAACAGUGCUUGUCAUCGGAGACGUCUCACUCCGGUCAGCUAAGCAGGAGAUUUCGAAUAUCCGAAAUUGUGGGGUGAGCACCAAGUUGCUUGUCAACAAGACAGUGUCUCGUGAGGCAGUGAUCAGAGCGCUCCAGGAAACGACAUGGGUUCACUUUGUUUGCCAUGGGCAUCUAGACGCGGUGCCCUUCAAUUCUUCGUUCAACCUGUCUGGAGGCGAGCUAACAUUACUCGAUAUCGUCCAAGCUAAUCUCCCGACUGCGGAAUUUGCAUUUCUCUCCGCCUGCCAUACUGCCGAACAACCCCACGACGACGCGCACGAUGAGGUCCUUCACCUCGCCGCGGCAAUGCAAUUUUCCGGUUUUCGGAGUGUGAUUGGUUCGAUGUGGGAACUUCUUGACGAGGAUGGACCUGCAUUUGCGAGGACUGUUUAUGAGUACAUGAACGACUGCGAAGAGGGUGAAGUGAAGUACAAAAGGGCGGCUGAGGGACUUCGGAAAGCGGCUCUCAACUUGAAAUCGCGGAACGGGAUUCGGGCCGAGCGAUGGGUCAAUCUCGUGCAUAUAGGUGCAUGA
This is a messenger RNA of Fomitiporia mediterranea MF3/22, 3453 nucleotides long. RefSeq names its product TPR-like protein. NCBI's taxonomy places the organism in Eukaryota, Fungi, Basidiomycota, Agaricomycetes, Hymenochaetales, Hymenochaetaceae. Bases 1 to 3453 code for a protein of 1150 amino acids. The transcript has 3 exons. Gene Ontology annotation, molecular function: protein binding. The record is from RefSeq and is a predicted model, not a curated record.